GUAAAAUACCAAUCAGUUAUGUGUGCAAACGGAAUCAUUUGCGAGCUUGACGGACCAUACAAGGGACGUCGACAUGACUCCGGUAUGCUGCGAGAGAGCCGGCUCUACGACAAAUUGUUGCAGUUGGUGGAUGGCCACUCAUAUGUGCUGUAUGGUGACCCGGCCUAUCCCUUGAGGCCACUUCUGCUCGAGCCUUAUGGCUCAAAGGCGACCCCAGCACAGGUGGAAUUUAACAAAGCGAUGAGUACCGUAACGCAAGCCGUUGAAUGGGGGUUCAACAAGGUUGUCGCUGAAUUUGCCUUUGUUGAUUUUAAAAAGAAUCAAAAGAUCCGCAAGCAAAAAGUGGCUCUCAUGUACAGGGUGGCUGUCCUUCUGUCAAACUGCCACACCUGUAUCUAUGGAAGCCAGAUCACUAGCUUUUUUUAUCUGGAACCUCCGACACUGAUAGAAUAUCUCCAGCCUAUGUCUAGGUAA
Ixodes scapularis (black-legged tick) is the source of this 474-nucleotide messenger RNA. RefSeq lists its product as uncharacterized. Lineage: Eukaryota; Metazoa; Arthropoda; Arachnida; Ixodida; Ixodidae. The transcript is spliced from 2 exons. The annotation marks the transcript as partial. The record is from RefSeq and is a predicted model, not a curated record.